Molecule: messenger RNA, 915 nt
Organism: Aspergillus fumigatus Af293
Lineage: Eukaryota; Fungi; Ascomycota; Eurotiomycetes; Eurotiales; Aspergillaceae
Product: NAD dependent epimerase/dehydratase family protein
Exons: 2
Coding region: 1-915 (304 amino acids)
Biological process (GO): S-adenosylmethionine biosynthetic process
Cellular component (GO): methionine adenosyltransferase complex
Molecular function (GO): methionine adenosyltransferase regulator activity
Source: RefSeq, a predicted model, not a curated record
AUGUCGACUACUGUUCUGAUUACUGGAGCUACCGGCUUGCUGGGCCGUCAGGUUUUCAAUACAUUCAAGCAUUCUGGCUGUUUUGUUGUUGGUCAAGGCUACUCUAGAGCUACCCCGCCCACGAUCCUCAAGGCGGACCUGGAGAAACCGGAGGAUAUCAAGAAUCUGUUGGAUGAAGCAAAGUUAGUGCCAUUGCAUUGCGCCGCAAACCGGUCUCCGGAUCUGUGUGAUAAGAACCCCGAGCAAGCUCGCCGGGUCAAUGUCGAUGCCACUCGAACUCUUGCCGAAGAGACCUCUGCCCGAAAAGCGUUGCUGGUUUACAUCUCAACCGAUUAUGUCUUCUCCGGAAAGGAGGGAGAGGCUCCUUACGAGGUCGAUGCAGAGCCCUCUCCGACGAAUUACUACGGUCAGCUCAAGCGAGACGGCGAAAUUGCGGUGCUAGAGGCCACAAAGGAUACCGGGUUAGGGAUUGUUCUCCGUGUGCCACUGCUGUAUGGGACUGCUCAGAAUAACUCCGAGAGCGCUGUGAACAUUCUGAUCGAUGCGAUCUGGAAGGCCCAGGAUGAGAACGCGGGAGUGAAGAUGGACGACUGGGCGCAGCGCUACCCGACAAACACCGAGGAUGUAGCUCGUGUGUGCCGUGACAUUGUCAUCAAAUAUCUCAAAGAACGGCCACGGAUUCAUGAACUGCCCAAGGUCCUGCAUUUCUCGUCUGAAGAUCGGAUGACCAAGUACGAAAUGUGCGAGAAGCUUGCGGAGGUGCUGGGUCUUUCCCUGGCAGGGAUGAUCAGGAACAAGCAAGGGAAUGAUCCAAACGCAUCUGUACAGAGGCCUUAUGAUACUCAUCUCUCAACCAAGGUAUUGAAGGAUUUGGGCGUUGAUGUUCAGACAACUGACUUUGUCGCAUGGUGGUAA